AUGUUGUCGGUGCGCGCCCUCGCCGUAACGCGCUCAGUGCGCAGCGGCGCACGGGGUCUCUCCAUGGCUCGACCCCUCGCUGCUGCCUCAGCACUCGAACGUGACAUUGCCAAGAUUCGCAACAUUGGUAUCUCCGCCCAUAUCGACUCGGGCAAGACCACGCUGACCGAACGCGUCCUCUUCUACACCGGCCGUAUCAAAGAAAUGCACGAGGUGCGCGGCAAGGACGAGGUCGGCGCCACCAUGGAUUCAAUGGAGCUCGAACGUGAAAAGGGCAUCACCAUUGCCUCAGCCGCCACCUACACGACGUGGAAGGACCAUAACAUCAACAUUAUCGAUACCCCCGGUCACGUUGACUUUACCAUCGAGGUCGAGCGUGCGUUGCGCGUGCUUGACGGCGCCGUCUUGGUGCUCUGCUCCGUUGGUGGCGUUCAGAGCCAGACUCUUACCGUUGACCGUCAGAUGAAGCGCUACAAGGUGCCCUGCAUCGGUUUUGUGAACAAGUGCGAUCGCCCCGGUGCCAACCCGGCUCGUGUGACCAACCAACUUCGCCAAAAGUUGCGACACAAUGCCGCUAUGGUCCAGUUGCCCAUUGGACUCGAGGAUCGUAUGGAGGGUGUUGUGGAUCUUAUCACGAAUGAAGCCGUCUACUUUCAGGGCCAGCAAGGCAUGCAGGUCGUGCGCACUGAAAUUCCGGCCAACAUGUCUGAGGAGGUGGCCGCCAAGCGUGAAGAACUGAUUGGCCACCUGGCCGACGUCAAUGAGGAGAUUGCCGAUCUCUUCUUGAUGGGCGAGGAGCCAUCCCCUGAGCAGCUGAAGCAGGCCAUCCGUGACGCCGUGCUGGCCCGCUCCUUCACUCCUGUAUUUGUUGGCACGGCGCUCAAAAACCUUGGUGUGCAAACGCUGUUGGAUGGCGUCCUCGAGUAUUUGCCUGCCCCCAAUGAGGUUGAAAGCUAUGCCUUGGAUACGAACGACGCUGAAAAGAAGGUGCCCAUCAAUAUGGGCAACAGCGAGGCCCCCUUCUUGGGCUUGGCCUUUAAGCUUGAGCAGGGCCAGUUUGGCCAGUUGACCUAUCUCCGUACCUACCAAGGUGUCCUGCGCAAGGGUGACUUUAUCUACAAUGCUCGCACCGACAAGAAGGUCAAGGUCCCACGCCUCGUACGCAUGCACUCAGCCUCAAUGGAGGACGUUAACGAGGUCCAUGCGGGCGAGAUUUGCGCCAUGUUCGGCCUUGACUGCUCAUCGGGUGAUACGUUUACGGAUGGAUCGACUUCCCUGACCAUGGAGUCCAUGUUCGUGCCCAACCCGGUCAUCUCGCUCUCCAUCAAGCCCAAGAAUUCGACAGACCUUGCUUCGUUCAGCAAAGCGCUCAACCGCUUCCAACGCCAGGACCCAACCUUCCGCGUGCACCUGGACCCGGAAAGCAAGGAAACCAUCUCAGCGGCAUGGGUGAACUUCAUCUUGAGCUGGAUUGUGCAAACGUGCAACUCAUGGUUUGCAUGCCGUAUGACACCACAGAUUUACAAGGAAAUCAUGGAGCGCGAGUACAAUUGCCCAACCAUCACCGGCAAGCCCAAGGUGGCUUUCCGGGAGACCAUGACAGCCCCCAUGAAGUUCGAUUACAUUCACAAGAAGCAGUCUGGUGGUGCAGGCCAAUACGGUCGUGUGCAGGGCGAGAUUGUGCCCCUUGAUGGCGAUGAGGCCGCUGAUGUCAUCUUUGAGGACGAAACUGUCGGCCAAAACAUUCCCAAGAACUUUAUUCCUGCCAUUGAGAAGGGCUUCCGUGAGGCCUGCGAGAAGGGCCCGCUUACUGGAUCUCCCAUCCAAGGCAUCAAGUUUAUCCUCAAGGAUGGCAAUGCGCAUGCCGUCGACUCGAACGACAUGGCCUUUACCAUGGCUGGUAUUGGCGCCGUCCGCCAGGCUUUCCAAAAGGGCUCGCCAGUCGUGCUGCAACCCAUCAUGCAGGUUGAAAUUGUGGUGCCAGAUGAGUUCCAGGGUACUGUGAUCGGCGGCAUCAACAAGCGUCGUGGUACCAUCAUGGACAGUGAAACCUCCGAGGGCAGCACCGUGAUCAAGGCGGAGGUCCCCUUGAACGACAUGUUUGGAUACAGCUCAGAGCUUCGGGCCCAGACCCAGGGCAAGGGCGAGUUUGCGAUGGAAUACACUCGCCACGAGUUGGUCCUGCCGCAAGUGCAGAAGGAGCUCAUGGAGGAGUAUGAGAAGUCUCUCAAACAAUAG
Monosiga brevicollis MX1 is the source of this 2238-nucleotide messenger RNA. RefSeq lists its product as uncharacterized. The record is from RefSeq and is a predicted model, not a curated record. NCBI's taxonomy places the organism in Eukaryota, Choanoflagellata, Craspedida, Salpingoecidae. The transcript has 15 exons. The coding region runs from base 1 to 2238 and encodes 745 amino acids. Gene Ontology annotation, cellular component: mitochondrion. Gene Ontology annotation, molecular function: translation elongation factor activity; GTPase activity; GTP binding. Gene Ontology annotation, biological process: mitochondrial translational elongation.